GAUCUGAUGGAGCAGCCAGGCCAAGAUGGCAGGGAAGAAUCUAGAGAGUGUUGAGGAAGCAAAUGAUCCAAACAGCAAAAGGAAGAAGGAUCAUCAAGAGUAUGGAACACCAGCGAAUCAGCAUGAGUCCAACUGGGACAGAUUGCGGGAGAGUGUGCAGUCGAAUUUCACUCCACAACCAGGACCUAGUCAGAACCCCAAAUCAUCGUACUAUAGAACGCGGGAACAGUCACCCCCUCUACAGGGUUCAAACAGUUCCUUAAAAUCACCAUUGAAUAAUCGAGUGUCGUAUGAUAUUGCUAUAGAGAGGGGCGAUAAUCUCAGCAAAAGACAGAAAGGAUCAAAUUCAAAGGUGGAUUCUAAUUGGAUAUUGACCAGUUCUACAAGUAGCCUUUCCCCAUCACAGCCUAGUAGUCAGCAAAGCUCUGUGUCAUACUCACAGGGUCAGGAUUUUGGUGGGGUCAGACAAGGAGUACGAUGGAACAUCAAUAGAUAUGGAAGCAAUGAAGACUUGUUAAUGAGACCACGAUCGAAAAACGAGCCAACCACUGAGCUCUGAUUUAUCUAAUGUAACGAGGAUCAUGGCAAACCAUCCAAUAUUACGACUGAUUGAAAGAGGCCCAAAAACUAAGCUGUAACAAAUCACUUGCCUAAAUAAUCUGCACCAUAUUAAUAAUCAUAACUUACGCAUAAUAAAAUAAAAUAUUUUAAUUAAAUGUUCAAUUAAAAUAUUGUUAGUCUA
This is a messenger RNA of Owenia fusiformis, 742 nucleotides long. The record is from the annotation of a GenBank genome assembly. Lineage: Eukaryota; Metazoa; Annelida; Polychaeta; Sabellida; Oweniidae.